UCCACCUUCCUUCUCCCUACAGAUAAAGCAGAUGUUUCAGCCAGCUCUGAGAAUCAGCACCAUGGCCUUAUUCCUGGAGUUGCUGUUCCUGGCUCUUGUGUUGCUUCCAUUCUUUCCUGCAAAUGGACAGGAUCCAUCCUUUGCUGCUUUGUCAACUACUCGAACACAAGUCCAAAAAGAGAUUGUAGAUAAACACAAUGAACUAAGGAGAUCAGUCUCUCCACCUGCCAGCAACAUGCUAAAGAUGGAAUGGAGCAGAGAAGCAGCAGCAAAUGCCCAAAAAUGGGCAAACAAGUGCACUUUAGAACACAGCAAUGCAAAGGACCGAAAAACCAGUACAAACUGUGGUGAGAAUCUCUAUAUGUCAUCUCACCCUAAGUCAUGGUCAGCCCCAAUCCAAAACUGGUAUGAUGAGAAGGACAAUUUUAUCUAUGGUAAGGGAGCAAAGACUGCUGGUGCAGUUGUUGGACAUUAUACCCAGGUUGUCUGGUACUCCUCUUACCACGUUGGAUGUGGAGUUGCCUAUUGUCCCAAUCAAGAUAUUCUGAAAUAUUACUAUGUUUGCCAAUAUUGUCCUGCUGGUAAUCAUCUUAACAAGAUAAAUACACCCUACCUAGAAGGAAAGCCUUGUGCCAGCUGCCCUCAUGACUGUGACAAUGGACUAUGCACCAAUGUUUGCAAGUAUGAAGAUAAAUAUCAAAACUGUAAUGAUUUGAAGAAAACACUAUCCUGUGCCCAUAGUCUUCCCAAGGACAGUUGCAAGGCUUCCUGCUAUUGUAAAGAUAAAAUUUAUUAAAUACCCAAUACAGACUGAGGGGGGCUAAGUAGAGAAGGGCCACACUAUCUACUUAGAUGUGACAUUAGUAAAGAUAUUGUCAGCAUGUUGGCUACAAACUUGAUUCCAAGUAAUAAGGAGUCUUUUUCUCUUGGAUCUACUUUUUAUUUUACAGAAAUUUCUUUCAUCAAAGGAUUAAAAAGUUACAUAAUCUAUGAUUAUAUUAUCUGUUGCUCAUGUAAAAAUUAUGAGCGAUAAGGAAAUUCUGAGAAACCAUUACAGACAAGAGGAGACUAAGAAAACAUGAGAACUAAAUGGAACGUGGUCUCUCAGAUCAGAUUCUGGAACACAAAAAGGUCUUUAAUGGAAAAAGUGGUGAAAUCUGAAUAGGGUCUGAAUUGUUUUUGAUAGUAAUGUCUCUUUCUUAUUCUUGACAAAUGUCCUAGGGUUAUACAAGAUGAUAACAUGAGGGGAAACUGAAACUGGGUGAAAAGUAUAUAGGAAUUCUCUGCACUAUCUUAGCAAAAUGUCUAUAAAUCUAAAAAUACUCCAAAAUAAAAAGUGCAUUAAAAAAAAAAA
Messenger RNA from Herpailurus yagouaroundi (jaguarundi), 1354 nucleotides. RefSeq names its product cysteine-rich secretory protein 2-like. Gene Ontology annotation, cellular component: extracellular region. NCBI's taxonomy places the organism in Eukaryota, Metazoa, Chordata, Mammalia, Carnivora, Felidae. The transcript is spliced from 8 exons. The record is from RefSeq and is a predicted model, not a curated record. Bases 32 to 796 code for a protein of 254 amino acids.